Hordeum vulgare subsp. vulgare (domesticated barley) is the source of this 2429-nucleotide messenger RNA. RefSeq names its product coiled-coil domain-containing protein SCD2-like. The record is from RefSeq and is a predicted model, not a curated record. Gene Ontology annotation, biological process: cytokinesis by cell plate formation. NCBI's taxonomy places the organism in Eukaryota, Viridiplantae, Streptophyta, Magnoliopsida, Poales, Poaceae. The coding region runs from base 48 to 2183 and encodes 711 amino acids. The transcript is spliced from 16 exons.
GGGAGAGAGAGGGGAGGACAGGUCAAACCAAAGUCAAAGCUACAGAAAUGGACGCAGGCCGGGCCGGCGCCCGGAGGCCACGACCCGCCGCUGCCGCGUCGGAUCCCCGGCGGGCAGCUGCGGCGCGGGAGGCGAUGUUGCGCAUGGAGGAGGUCAUGCUGGCCCACGCGGGCUCGGCGGGCGAGUUCAGCAUGAUCAUCGAAGCUCCGCUCCCCAACCUCCAGCGCUACCGCCGCAACCCGACGCCUCCUGCGGCCCCGUCGUCGGGCUCUCCCUCGCGGAGGCGCGGCGGGCCUCAUGACGCCGGCUCCAGGGACGACGUCCCCACGCGAUUGCGGCGCGAGGGAAGCGUGACCGAGGACAUCGGCAGCGCUCGGGGGGUACGCGGUGGGGAGGACAUGGGCUACGCGGACGACGCGCGCUCGCGGCGCGGCACCUUGGACGCUCGAGCGGCGCGGCCUGCAAGCGCUGGCGGCCCGGAGGAAGAGACGGAGGCGCCGGUGCGGUUGAGAGACCCGCGGAGGGAGAGGGGCCGUGUCAGCGCGCCUCCGGCGAGGAUCGUCGAGGUGCAGCCAGACGUUGAGGCGGUCAUGGAGGAGGAGACGCCACUCCAGCAGUUGUCGCGCGGAGCGCGGAGUUCGAGCGCGGAUAGGCGCGUGGAAGCGGCAGUGGAGGCGGAGGCGAUGGCCGCAAGACCAUCAAGCCGAGGAUCGAGGCGGGAGGGCACUGGCAGUGGGGAGAAUGCUAUUGUUGCCGAGCCGGCGGUGGAAGUGGAGGCCGAUGUGGAGAGUGUCGGGUGGAGUAGCAGCCAUGGGAGUGAGGAUGGAAGGGAGGAGGCGGUGCCGUUGGCAAAGCCGCUGGAGUCAAUAAUCACCGGAGGCCGUAGCAGGAGCAACUCACCGGCCAUAAGUCGGAACGGUGUGGACUCUGGUGUAGCAAAUCGUGCACAAUCAACAGGAAGGUCAAGUUUUGUACCACCUGUUGGGGCUAAUGUGAGGCCUGUACAAGCUGUGGAGGUGCCCAAUGGGACACCUAGAGAAAGAAGGACAAUCUAUCCAGAUCCUACUUUUGCGCAGUCCGGUCGAUCAAGAGAUUCACAUGACAGUUCAACACUAACAGAAGAGGUUGAGAUGCUCAAAGAUGAGAAUGUGAAUCUUUUGGAAAAGCUUGGACUAGCAGAAGAGAAAUUUAGACAAUCUGAAGCUCGGACAAGGGAGCUUGAGAAACAGGUUGCUAAUCUUGGUGAUGGAUUAUCUAUGGAAGUUAAGCUUAUGAAAAGGAGGGAGGAGAUGCUAGUGAGAAAGGAGCAAGAAAUAAGGAAAGCUCUUAUAUCCAAGAAUGAUAAAAGCGAGGAAAUCACCACUCUUCAACAACAGCUCCAGUCUGCAAGUGAAAAGGCUGCAGUUUCUGAGCGGAAACUCAACGAGGCUGAAUCUGAAACGAAGGCCUUACGCACAAUGACACAGAGGAUAAUCUUAAGCAAAGAAGAAAUGGAAGAAGUUGUUAUGAAGAGAUGUUGGCUUGCCCGUUACUGGGGCUUGGCUGUCCAAUAUGGCAUCUAUCCAGACAUCUCUAUGUCAAAAUAUGAAUACUGGUCUUCGUUUGCUCCUCUUCCCCUCGAGUAUGUGACAUCUGCUGGACUGAGAGCUAAGGAUGGAGGGAGUAAUGAUUUGGAAGAAACAGACAUGCUUGUUCAUGAUUUGACUGCCACAGCAGGAGAAGGCAACAUAGAAACAAUGCUUGCUGUUGAUAAGGGACUUAAAGAACUUGCCUUCCUAAAGGUUGAGGAUGCUGUUCUUAUUGCUCUUGCCCAACAUCAUCGUCCUAAUGUUGCAGAGCUAUCAGAUCCAGAUAUUAAAUCAUCCGGUGACGAAAAAUUCACUGAGGCAUUUGACCUAAGCAAGGAGGAAGAGGAAGAUGUGUUGUUCAAGCAGGCAUGGCUCAUGUAUUUCUGGAGAAGGGCUAAAACCCAUAAUGUGGAAGAGGAUAUCGCGGAGGAGCGACUGCAGAUGUGGGUUGAUCGACAUGGGCAGCAACCAACUUCACAUGAUGCUGUAGAUGUUGAGCAAGGGAUACAUGAACUGAGGAAGCUGGGAAUCGAACAACUGCUGUGGGAAUUCUCCCGCCAGGAGGUAAAUGUUGCCGAACGUGAAUUGUCCGAUGCUGAGGAUGAUCUGACCUAGGAGAAGUCCUCAACAGGCGACGACCAUGAAUCACUCCCAUUCAGCUGAGUGACACCUCUGUACUAUACCAAAACCGCAGGACAUAGUAAAGAUAUUUCUGGUUUUGGUUUGGACUUCCGGGUUUCGGCUCCAGAACAGUUCAUUGAUUUUAUUUUAUUUUUGUACAUAACCUGCAUCCAACAGUGUUACAAAAGCGGCUUGAAAGGAUGAAAUCAUUCAUUAUACAUAGUGAUGUACUUUUCAUAA